Messenger RNA from Punica granatum (pomegranate), 3081 nucleotides. NCBI's taxonomy places the organism in Eukaryota, Viridiplantae, Streptophyta, Magnoliopsida, Myrtales, Lythraceae. The record is from RefSeq and is a predicted model, not a curated record.
GAAGUAAAUCACCCAACCCCAGCCCCAUGAUGAAGCCAAAGCUUUGUGAUUAUUUGAGGGGGGGGAGGGAGACCACAAGUUGACAAAUUUUAAGUCAUCGUUUGUUGUUCUUGCAGAACAGUCAUGGGUUCUCUCUCCGCAAGGAGGCAAAGAGAAAAGAUCUUUUUCUUUUUCUUUUUUCGUCCCCAUUAUCUGAAGAAAAAUUAAGAGAGAGAGAGAGAGAAUUGUGGGUGGGUCUGUGUUUGUUUGGGUAGCUUCUUCUCAUCAGACAGUGGCCCAGCAGCAGAUCUGAAAUUCCCUUUUAUUUCCUGUCCCAUGAUAGUCUGAGCUGUAUGAGCCAUUUGGGUAUCCGGGGUUUUGUCGAUUCUUGGAUUUGUUUCGGUUCUUCGGAGCAUAGCAUAUACUGAAGGAUUGUAUUGAGAGGAGCAUCACACAGUCUCUCUGUCUCUCUGCGUCGUUGCAGACGGGUUUAAUCCAAGAAACCACUGGGCUGCAGUCAUCUUCUUUUACUUGAUAUAUAUUACACCAAUGGAAUGGGGACUGAAGUACAGUUCAAGAUGUUUUUGCCAGGAUAUCAUUUCGCAAAUGAUGUAAAUGAAAGAGCUGGAAAUAAAAGCUUGCUGCUCAGUUACGACAAUAGCAACAUGAAAAAUGGGAAUCAAUUCAAUGGAUUCUCGAGAUGGUCAAAACCAGAUUUACAAUUCAGAUGUGAGAAGGAAGAGCUGAGGCAGAUAAUAUUGACACAGGAAUCUAUUUUCAGGCAUCAGAUAAACGAGCUCCACCGCCUUUACAAAAUACAGAGGGAUCUGAUGAAUGAAAUCAAAUCCAAAGAUUUGAGCAGAUCCCUGGUACCGGCGGGUCCUUUCCCAUCAAGUUUGUUCUCUUCCAGUGACAAACGCAAGCAGCAUAUCCAUAGUUUCCCUUCGGGUUUUCCAAACAGUGGAACUAUUCCCGCUUCAGAAGAAGCUCGGGGCGCAUCCAAAUCCAAAAUAAGUGGUACUCUUGUCAGGCGGACCUUUGACCUUGAACUUCCAGCUGAUGAGUACAUUAUCGAGGAACAGAAACUUCAGCUGUCUGCUUCCACUUCUGCUGAUAUCGUGCGCAGCUCCAAAGAAAGAUUACAAAGGAAGAAUCUUUCUGCUUCUUCGCAAGCAAGCUUCCACGAAAGAGAGUUGCUUAACACUCUCAAGACUGUGCAACCAACUAGUGAUGGGAGCUUCUUUGGUCAAAGUUUACGUGGUGAAAUGGAUCCCGUAUCUCUCUUAUCCGACCACCAUAGCUCAGAGUUGCAGACAAGCAGGAAAAUUUUCGGAGUAGAAUUCUCCCAUAGAAACCACAAUGAGCCCCAGCUUUCCCUUCAGCGGCAAGCAAUACUUGGUCAAGUCGGAAAUGCGUCUUCUGGGUCAAAUUUGAGCUUCGAGAAUUCAAUGCGAAGCCCUCAAGUUAUUGAGGACGAACAGCUAAUUAGGGGUAUUCGAGAAGCGGGGAGUUCAUACCAGAUGAGCACAGAUUCACUUCUAAUCAACUUUCGUCAGUUUGUUGGUAUGAAUAAAACGAAAAUAAGCAUACCUCAUAGUCUUGUCCAGGAUUCUUCAUCAGUGACCGGUACCACUGACUCCAAGAAGAGGAGAGUCGAUGGCUGCUCAGGCAACGAGAAGAUUCUUGGAUCUUAUGUGGGCAAAUUUCAUUCAGCUGGCGGAGUUGGAUCGGCAAACAUCAAUCUGAUGGAUGAUUCCAUAUCUCCAGAAUCUGCUGCACCUGAUACUAAACGUGGGGUAGAGAUUGAGCAAUUUGUGGAGAAGAACAUGAAUGCUCGCGGUUUGAGUUCAAGAGAAUUUCUUGACUUAAAUGUCUGUCCAACUGAAGAGGACAUUUCUUCAACCAUUUGCUCCGAGACUUCCCACGUCAAGCCCUUCAGAGGAAAUAUUGAUUUGGAAGUUUCGGUCCCGGAAGUUAAUGAAUCUCCAGGAGAGGAAUCCACGGAUAGCAAACAGGGAUCCUCGGUGAUACUGGAUACUAAAUUGGGAGAAGAUAAUGAUGGGCUUCUGAGCGUUGCAGUUGAAACUCUAGUCGAGUUAUCAGCAAUUUCUGCAGAUAAAAUUAUAGAACCGAUAUUCCCUGACAAAUCUGAAGACACACAGAGCGAGACCCUUCAGUGGUUUGCUGAAAUAAUCACCUCUUCUUUUUCAGUUGAUCUUGAAACUGAACCUCUCGAUGGAGGAGAGGACGUUCCCAAGGGGAUGGAUUAUUUCGAGUUUGCCACACUGAACUUGGCAGAAAUGAAGGUCGAGGAGCUGUCUUACAAGCCUUCUGUUUCAGAGGAAAUGCAAGAGAACUUGUCCUUGGGACGGCCUCAGAAGGGCCACGCAAGGAGAGGGAGGCAGAAGAAGGACUUCCAGAAGGAUGUGUUGCCUUGUCUCACUUCCCUAUCGAGGAACGAAGUGUCUGAGGAUCUCCACACGAUUGAAGGGAUGAUAAAGGCCAGAGGCGGGGCCUCAAGAACAGGCCCGUCGCAGAAAAACGGUGCCAGUAAGGGCAGCAAAGCUAGGGGAAGGACCAACAAAAGGAAUUUUACAGGUAAUGAUCCAAUGAAUCCUCAAGCUGUGCGGCGACUGCCGGGCGUCGAGGAGGGGACUCUGAUGGGAUGGGGGAAGAGGGCUCGGCGUCCUAAGAGGGCUCGGUGUUCGGCUGCUAUUCAUUCAAUAUUGCCGAGGGAAGUGUUAUAAUUCGUUUUAUCAGUUCGAGCAAUAUCGGAGCAAGUUAUAUCCCAGCUUCUUUAUUGAGGUCACGGCGACACACUCGCAUUGUAGUGUAUAUAUACCUUCUUCAUCCCAGAAGAGAAGUGUGGGUUCAGUUGCUUCUAAUUCAUAGCAUUAUGUUCGAAACCUCAAUGUAAUUUACCAUGUUCUGUCCUGUUCGUAGUUUCCGAUGUGAAUGCCCGAUGCCAUGUAUUAUUUACUCGGGUAGUAGACAUAACAUCCAUUGCUGUGGACAUUUUACAUUAGAGAUUGUUAUUGGAUGACUAAAUUCAAAGGAUAUAAUGAUUCAUACACGUAAGCUUCAAACGAGAGCCUUUCGUUU